AACACUUUCCCUGGUCGCUUUGAGAAGGCUCUAUCUGGCAGGAUCUCUGACAUUAGUGUUGCUCUCUGGCUGCCUGCUGUCUCGAACCAUGGCUGCACAGCUGGUUGUAGCUCUGCUGGCUCUCACCUCCCUGGGUGCUGCAUCUGAACCGGACUGUAAAGACCUGGUUAAGCCUCUGGUACUGGACAGCCACAGCCCCAUCUAUGGGAAGUGGGUGCUUCAUGUAGGGUCAUGGGACCAGCCUGGCCUAAAGAAGGACCUGUUGACGGUGAACAGCUCCUGGGUGGAUCUGUCGGCUUCCUCAGACAGCGGAGUCAUCACCAUUUACUGGUCCGACCGCAUCAGUGAAGAUAAAUGCCUUCAGGGUCUAGCCAAUGCCACCGUCUCAGGGAUGACCAGUCACACCACUUUUAAUAUCAACGGUCACACUUCAUAUCAUGAUGGGAAGUACUAUGAGACUUGCUCCGACUGCCUCCUUUCCGAAGACACCACCCUCCUCCCUGACGGCAAGUCAAAGGGACGAUACCUUUUCCUCUUUACACGGACCGGCGCUCUGGAGCCAUCUGAGUUAGAGACCUUCAAGAAGCAGGCUGAGUGUCUUAAAUUCCUCCCAGAGUACCACUUUGGAGGAACAGAUCUGUGUCCAGAUGACAGGGAGCCAGCUGCACCUGCUGCUGAGAACACAGAGAAUGAUGAAAUUGAUGUCAAGCCUACUGCAAAGUAAAGCAGAUGUAUGUCAUAGCCCUUUGAACAGCACACACACAUCCAAACGCAUCCAUCUUAACAUGUACUAAAUAGUGUUGUAAUGAGAUCUGCACGUGCUGUGGAAUACCUUUUCAUUAGCCGUGGUACAGUUGGUUUUAGCAGCAGCAAUAAGUUAAAGGUCUGCUGGUGUGAUGUCACGUCAGAACUGUUGCUUGCAAUGUGUAGUCUUAUUACUGAGUGUCUCUGUCUGCUAAGCUGUUUGACCUUUCAUGAUUUAGUUUAGGAUGGAACGGCUGAAUGGCUCAUGGCAUAUUCUGGCAGGUACAGCAAUGGCUGAAAAAUCCACUGAAAAGCCUUCUUCAAAUCAAUUUAACAUGUAAAUAGUUGAGUAUAUAACUUGAUUCAAGUGGUUGUGUGAAGUAAAUAAAACGAUUUUCAGUCUC
Messenger RNA from Perca fluviatilis (European perch), 1148 nucleotides. RefSeq lists its product as uncharacterized. The record is from RefSeq and is a predicted model, not a curated record. Lineage: Eukaryota; Metazoa; Chordata; Actinopteri; Perciformes; Percidae. The transcript is spliced from 6 exons. Bases 89 to 724 code for a protein of 211 amino acids.